GCCUCUGUAUAGCAGAUCCGAUAUUACUCGCUAUACCUAUACCUAUACUGACUAGCGUAGCACUGCUAUCUCGGUGACUAGAGCGAUCGAGCGAGCGAGCGAGUAGAGAGCCAGCCAAAGUCAGUGUGCAUAAGUGUACCUAUGUGUACAAGGCAAGUCAGCGCAAGUAAGAGAAAAAGAGAGGAAAGACAGUAUUUCGGUCUUUGCUGCAAGCCACACGUACGUAUACGCACACAAUUGCAGAGCAGCAGUCGUGCUCGCGAGUGAGAGAAAAAGAGCGAUAGAGCGAGAGAGGAAAAGAGAGCUACACGUAGUCGUCGUCUAUCGCUGCUAUACCAAGCAUCGGACACACAGCGCAGAGAGUACAUUAGUGUAAGGCAGAGAGCAUUAUAUACUGUAGAGAGAGAGACUCGCCCGCCACCGCCGCCGCCGCCGCCGCCACCGCAGCCGUGUAGUAGUCGCCGUCAUCGUCGUAAUCCGUUCGCAUAGAGCAGAGAAUCGCGCCGAGCUGACUAUUCGCAGACGCCAGUGAAACAAGUGCACAAACUUUUUGCCGCUGCCUCGUUGAUUUUUUUUCUCUCUUCUGUUCCUCAACGAGUGUUACCCAGUGUGCGCGUGUGUGUGUGUACAUGUGUGACAGUGUGUCUAAAACAGUGUGCUCUCUUUGCCUUUAUCUCUCUCUCGCUGGCUGUCUGUGUUAGACUGUCUCUCUCUCUCUCUCUCUCUUUUAGUGAGCUGACUCUGUGCGAUCUGCAGUGUGUGCCAGCCAGCCCAGCGUGAACUCGUAUACGUGUAAAGUCGAUUGCUGCAUUUCAACUGCACCUAUCUCGUCUCGUAGUCGUGUGUAAUUCGCACGCAUACUGACGGUCGAGCGUAUACACAUCGCAGACAUAUAUAUUUAUACGUCGAGCAGGUCGGCGACUUUUCAUCGGCGCAUACCAACUAAGUACAGCUACUGCUACUUUUGUCGUAGUCGUCAUCUUCUGCUACUAUUGCUGCUGCUGCUGCUGCUGCUGCUGCUGCUAGUGCUGCUGUGUACAGUGCUGCUGUUACUUCCAACUGCUACUCGCGCGAUUGCGGUGCCUAUAAACUACGAAAGAAACGCAGUGUGAAAGUUUACAACAAUUUUUCUUCGUUUCUUUUCCCUCUUUUUAUCGUUAUUCUUUUGGCGCGCUAUUCGCGUGUGUUCGUGCGAGUGUGUAUAAAGUUGCUGCUCUGUGCUUCGAGCUCAAGUGCAACGAGUGUGCAUACGGCGGAUAUACGCGAGUGUUGCAAAAACUCGUGGCUCUAUUAUCCACCCCGCGUGUUGAGCCCUUCUCUUCUGUGUCGUGCACGACGACGACGACGACCAAGACAGCAGCUGUGAGAGAGUGAGUAGUGCGCGUCCGUGACAACACGCGUGCUGCGCUUGCUUCAAGGCAUUGGGACAAUCGUAAACAACGACGCACCAAACGGCAGAACUGUCAAGCAAAAGUAGGAGGUUGCAUCAGUUCCCGGUGUUUCAACCAGGAUUAGUGUACAUGAAUGGGGACAUUGGUAAGCUGCCACGAGGGGCGGGUUACCCAGCCAACCUUGAAGCCCUGGCAACUGUUAGUGCAGUUGCACCAACUCAACCAUUAGACUACAGCGUCAUGAAUGGAGCUGCUGCUGCUAGUGAAUUGAUGCUUGAAACUGGUGUAGUAUCCGGCCUAGAGCCAGUACCACAGAUCGCCAUUGGUAUGGGAGGUGCUGUGGGUUAUGCACCUAUCGAAAUGGCACCUUUAAAUGAAAUGCCACCCCCAACUCAGAUGGGCGAACAUGCAGGAUCAAAUAUCCCACUGGAGCAGCUCAAACAGAUGCUCUCGUCGCAACUUGAAUACUACUUCUCUAGGGAAAAUCUUGCUAAUGAUGCAUAUUUAUUAUCACAAAUGGAUAAUGAUCAAUAUGUACCUAUUUGGACUGUAGCGAAUUUCAAUCAAGUUAAGAAAUUGACAAAAGAUAUAAAAUUAAUAACAGAAGUGCUUAGAGAGUCACCUAAUGUACAAGUUGAUGAAGAGGGACAAAAAGUUAGGCCAAACCAUAAACGGUGUAUAGUUAUACUACGAGAAAUACCUGAUAAUACUCCAUUAGAUGAAGUUAAGAAUUUAUUUUCUGGAGAAGGUUGUCCUAAGUGUAUUUCUUGUGAAUUUGCACACAACAAUUCUUGGUACGUUACUUUUGAAUCUGAUGAAGAUGCUCAAGCGGCCUAUAGGUUUUUGCGAGAAGUAGUCAAAGAGUUUCAGGGCAAACCAAUAAUGGCUCGUAUUAAGGCCAAACCAAUGCAUCUACCAGUGCCACCAUCUGUUCCCACUGUUAGUGGAAUCAAAAAUGGUUAUAGAACACCAACAGCACCUCCAGUGUAUGAUCCGAAUGCUUUUCCACCUGGUCAACAGCGAUUCAUCUACACUAAUGGUACAACUAUGCCACAAACUACAAUGCAGCCAUAUCCAGGCCAAGUUCAUGUUUAUCAUCCACAGUUUUAUCAUACCGGAAUGAUGCCUUGGGGUCAUGCGAGCCCAGCAUAUUUCGAUAUGGGUGUUUUUGCGAUGAAUGGAGCACUGGCACCUCAUAACACAUACAAACCACACAAUACUAGAUUUAAUCAACGAAGCAGGAAUCCUAAUUUCAGAAACAAGCAAAGAAAUGGUUCUGAUAGAAAUAGUGGAGGCGGAAGUGGCGGUGGUGUAAGUCUUGUAGAUGGUGGAGGAAACAUGGUGCCUAUAGCUCGUACUUCACACCCUCCAUUGAGUGGAGGACCAGUAACGAUAGGGGUGGCAGCGCCCAGCCUCCCAAACACAAUGCCUAAUUCAAAACCUAUGUCUUCUUCCUACUCUACUGGCACAAAGUUCCAGUCGUCUCAUGCACCGAAUGUCGUUGGUGCUACCGACGCUCAAUAUGCCAGUGCUGGCAGCAGCAGUCACUCUAAUAAAGGGUCACAGAAAUUUAUGUUACAUAAGGCGAACGAGAGUCAAAGUCAGGAACCGACGACGAUGCAGUACCCUCGUCAUCGAACACAUCGCAGAACCAAAGACCAAGAUGGCCUAUCAAAAACGAACAACAAUAGUGCGAGUGGUGGUGUUGGAAGUGGUAAUAACACCGCAAGCGGCAGUGGUAGUGGCAGUAGCUCGAGUGGUGCAUCGGGUCCCAUUGCGAACUCUUUGAGUUCGACGAGGGACUCUACAAGUCAGAACUCAGGUUCCAGCAGUGGAGGUGCUAGUGGAGCGAGCAGUAGCGUGCACUCCGGCCCAAAUUCCAACAGCACACAGCACAAUCGAGGUGUACAGUUUGAUUUGGAAGCUACAGCAUUCCCUCCGCUACCUGGCCUUGAUUCGAACUCGGCUGGUAGCAAAUCGCACAGCGAGUCGAGCGAUAGCGCACAGCAAAAUCGCCUGUCUGAUGUCGUCAAGGGUACAGCCAAACUCAAAAGCAGUACCACGAAGGAUAAGGAUCAGCCUGCUCUGCCUGCCACUCAGCCGCAGCAACAACAAAACCAACAAUCUCAACCGACGACAACAUCCUCUUCUCCACAACACCAACAGUCGUCAAACUACCACGCGCCACCUCACCACUCGCAUCAUCCUCACCAUGGCAAUCACCAUCACUACCAUCAAACAACCUUCAAUGUGAUUAAUCAAAGUAGUACCAGAUCGACGAGUCCGGCACAACCGCAGCAGCAACAACCACUACAGCAACAGCAACAACAUAGUCAAAGAGUUGCUUCUUCUGCGGAUCAUAGUGUGGCAGUGUCGAGUAGUGGUACGACUCUGACGUCGCCUACUACAGCGCCCGCGAAUACCAAUUCUCCGGCUAACAACAACGGCGACUCGGACGUUGCUCUUGGCACCGUCACUCUCACUCCCCCAACAUCUCCCGAUAAAUCAAAAACGACUGAAACUGACGAGUCAAGCACGUCUGCAACAUCCACAACCACCGUCACCACAAAUACAUCACUAUUGACACCAUCAACUACAGUAUCUUGUUCCUCGACGACUACAAUGCCAACAGUAACACCAAGGAUGUUCGUUCGUAAUACAGUGAUGAUCGACCUAGAUGCUGCACGACGAAGAUCCUCAGACUUGUUUACGAAUAUGACGGCUAGUAGGCGUAGUGCACCGGAAGUUCAAAUCCAUCAAAUGCGAGGUGUGAGUCGUCGAUUUCAUUGGACCAGCCGAGGCCGAGCUAUGCCCAAGUAGCUCAACAAAAUCGUUAAUAACAAAAGCGAUAAGAAGCAGAACAAGACAAUGAGCAGAAGUCAUACCACCAGCAACAAUUAAUAUUAAUUACAUUGGAGGACGAAAAUUUGUGGGCUGCCUGAAUCGUUGCAGGAUCGAACUCACGCUUCAACGAUGUUUACAUAGCUUGUCUCAAAUCCUGCAGUGACCAAACCGUUGGGGUCUAUUGUGCCCACACAUCUAAAGCGCAAGGAAUAUUAUGUUUAUCACUAUCAUCGUCUGCAGUUGCUGCAGGUGACAAUGCUCAAUUUUCUGACGAAUAAUCACAAACACUGUUGAAAUGAGGCAUGAAAUUGAAUAAUUUUGUGCUACGUAUUUAUAACUUACACAUAUAUUGAACAUUGGUGGUGGUGCGAGGUAUUUACCUUAUAUACAACACUUUGUCUGAACUAUUAUUCACAUCGCUCGGACUUUUGUAUGUUAUUUUUUUGUUUCUCUUACUACUUUACGUGUGUGAGAUUGAGCAUGUAAAGAGGCUGUAUAGUACCCAAAAGUAAAUGAUAAGAACUAAUCGACUUCGUCGUUCUUUUAUCAUCUGCUAUGAAUGUGAAUGUACUUAUAUGCAAAGACAAGUUUAGAAAUCCAUGAGAAACAAAAAGAAUUCCAUAUUACACUGACUGUUGAUAGCAAACGCAAAAAAUAUACGAAGGUGUAAGAAUGUAUAUAAAUAUUACAUAACUUAACACGUAUUUACAAAAAAUAUAAACCAUUUAUAGCUCAAGUACAUUUCAACAAAUUCAAGUACACUUUCACUUGUGACGAAUUGAUAGAAUUGUACUUUUUACGUGUACAUCAAAAUUCACACGUUUACAACGUAGAAAAACUAGCUAGUUAUGAAAAUAUUAAAUUAACAAGUUCUGUAUACCAUUAUUAGAUAGAAAAAAACGAAAUGAUUCACGGUUACGACUCAUAAUUUAUUGUUAAAAACUUGCUUUAGAUUUUAUGAUUUCGAAGACACUUAUUGAAUAGUUUGUACAAUUAAUAAGUACACAGAUAUUUAAUAAAAAAAAAAAAUAAUAAUAAAAAGGUUGUUAAAAACCAUCGAUUUGUAUGAUAUUCGAUCGAUCGAUUAUUGAACUAGAAAUAAACUAACUAACCGUGCAUAUAA
Molecule: messenger RNA, 5358 nt
Organism: Trichogramma pretiosum
Lineage: Eukaryota; Metazoa; Arthropoda; Insecta; Hymenoptera; Trichogrammatidae
Gene: Larp4B
Product: la-related protein CG11505
Exons: 11
Coding region: 1521-4211 (896 amino acids)
Biological process (GO): positive regulation of translation
Cellular component (GO): cytosol; cytoplasmic stress granule
Molecular function (GO): mRNA 3'-UTR binding
Source: RefSeq, a predicted model, not a curated record